UGAUUUUUGUCAUGAGCACAUGUUUGAAACAAAAUUUUGAUUUUUUAAAAUUUUAAUUUAAUUUUUUCAAAUUAUCAUCAUCAUCAUUAUCGACCAUCAUUAUCAUCAUCAAAUAUGCGUCCACUUAACGACGAAGAAACUAGAUUAGUUUUGGAAAAAUUAUCCAAAUACAUUGGUGAAAAUGUUAAAUGUUUAUUAGAACGUCCAGAUGGAAUUUAUUCAUUUCGUUUACAAAAUGAACGUGUUUUUUAUGCAAGUGAACGUAUGAUUAAAUUGGCUGCAACAAUAGCACGUGAUAAUCUAAUAUCAUUUGGUACUUGUAUUGGAAAAUUUACAAAAACAAGAAAAUUUCGUUUGAAUAUAACUGCAUUAGAAUUUAUGGCACCAUAUGCAAAGUAUAAAGUAUGGUUAAAACCAAAUGCCGAACAACAAUUUUUAUAUGGAAAUCAUAUAUUAAAAUCUGGUCUUUCACGUAUCAGUGAUAAUACUGAACAAUAUCAAGGUGUUUUAAUUUAUUCAAUGAAUGAUUUACCAUUAGGUUUUGGUGUUGCAUCAAAAUCAUCCAAUGAUAUUCGUGUUGCUGAUCCUAUGGCUAUUGUUGUAUUUCAUCAGGCUGAUACAGGCGAAUAUCUUCGUAAUGAAGAUUUUCUUGCUUAAAUAAAAUUUUUUUUUCUAAAUUUCUGUAUGAUAAUUUUUCAUUUGUUUUCCUGAAUAAAAAUUCCAAUUUUUUUUGAAUUAA
This is a messenger RNA of Dermatophagoides pteronyssinus (European house dust mite), 739 nucleotides long. RefSeq names its product 60S ribosome subunit biogenesis protein NIP7 homolog. Gene Ontology annotation, molecular function: RNA binding. Gene Ontology annotation, cellular component: nucleus. NCBI's taxonomy places the organism in Eukaryota, Metazoa, Arthropoda, Arachnida, Sarcoptiformes, Pyroglyphidae. The record is from RefSeq and is a predicted model, not a curated record. Gene Ontology annotation, biological process: ribosome assembly.